Blastomyces gilchristii SLH14081 is the source of this 3169-nucleotide messenger RNA. RefSeq names its product sexual development activator VeA. The transcript is spliced from 3 exons. NCBI's taxonomy places the organism in Eukaryota, Fungi, Ascomycota, Eurotiomycetes, Onygenales, Ajellomycetaceae. The record is from RefSeq and is a predicted model, not a curated record. Bases 1294 to 3099 code for a protein of 601 amino acids.
CAGAAUAUUAUCAUCAUAUGGAGUAGUCACUGUGUACAGGCAGGCAGGACAAGCUAUACAAGAAGAUAACAACAAAAAUGAUGAGGAAUUAAUUAUUCUGAAAAUAUCAGCAGCUGCCGAGCUCUCUUCCGCUUCCUUCUUCUGUUUCCCCCUUGCAUCGAAUCGACCAGACAGGCUGAGAUGAAACUUAGUUAUAUAUAAAAGUGCUUGAUACUAGGUGUAUUCCAUUCCAGCCGGACAUGAUUUAGCUGCAUUCGAGAGGCGAAUCCCAGCCCUCUUGGACCCUUUCUUUCGCCUCUCCUCUCCUCUCCUCUCCUCUCCUCCUCCUCUCUCCUCUCCUCCUCUCUCCUCUCUCCUCUUCCUUCUCUCCUCUUUUUUAGACACUUUACGCGUAAACCCGUAAACUUAUUACGGCGCCGGCGCUUUAUUACUAGGGGAGACCGGGGCUAGUUAGAACCUAGCUAGCAGGAGGCUUGCACGGACUACUGUGUAGGCCUGUUCGUUCGCCCUCAAUUCUGGCGGGUACAGUACACACCCAGUAACUUACAGGACAGGGCCGCCGUCGCUUCUUCGUCGUCGUCGUAUUCUUCUUCUGAUUCUUCUUCUUCUUCUUCUUCUUUUCAAUUCAUUCUCUUUUGUUCCGAAGACUUUCUUCUACCUCCUUCUUUUUCUCCAUGUCAGGCAAUCCUGUCUCUUGAACAUCCAACAACAACGACCAAAACACAAGCGACAAUACACAAACUACAACUAACAACUACUCCUACUCCUACGAAAUCUAUUCAAACAACAGCGUAACAUAGCCACCCCGAGUUGUUGUUGUGCGCGCUGAUGCAAAUGAUCAUCUGAUUCUAUACCUCCCUCCCUCCCUCUCUCUCUCUCUCUCUCUCGACAAAAAAACCAUGCUCGAGAAUUAAAAGGGCCGGGAAAAUAUAAUUGAAAAGAAGAAAAAUAAAAGGAGAAAAAAAUAAAAUAAAACAUCCCAAAUCCUAUUCCGACCGUUAUCCGUUCGUUCUCCCUAUUUCCUUAUUGUCCGCCAUCCCCACAUUCAACCACAUUCAAGUUCUCGCCCAAACGUCUUUCGUAUGCGCUGUUUGCAUCGCUCCUGAAUUCUACUUGCUUGUAUCCAGACCCUGUCGGCGUUGUGACAAUUAUAGCACAACACUUCACAGCCGAUAGCGCAUUGAAUCGGUCUUUAUCAUCUAUCGAUAAUCUACUUAUCGUUCAGCUGCUUUUCUGGCGGAUGUGGUAGUGGAUAUUUUCGUUUGAUAUAUAGCAGACUCCUUUUUGCCCGUCAUGGCUACAAAGGCGUCUAUCCUACACCCUCCAAACGAGACCGAGCAUACCAUGUCUCGCGUCACCCAGGAGGGCAAAAAACUCACCUACCACCUCAAGGUCAUUCAGCAGCCUGAGCGCGCCAGAGCAUGUGGUGCUGGAGCGAAAUCCUCUGCGGACCGCCGACCUGUUGACCCGCCGCCAGUGGUCGAAUUGCGCGUGUACGAAUCAGACCUAAAUGAUCAGCACAAAACAGAUGUCACUUUUAGCUACAAUGCCAACUUCUUUCUGUUUGCGACCCUCGAGUGGGCACGACCAAUUGCCCAUGGCAGAGUCCAGACGCAGACCCCUUCCUGUCCCGUGCUGACAGGCGUGCCCGUUGCGGGCAUUGCAUAUCUGGAUCGACCAACCCAGGCGGGAUACUUCAUCUUCCCUGAUCUUUCCGUCCGUCACGAGGGCCUGUACCGGUUAAACUUCAACUUGUAUGAGGAAAUGAAGGAACCCAAGCAUGCCGAUAAAGGUGGACUAGUACCACACCACCCGCAGAACCAUCUGGUGCCGUCCACGCCGUCGAAACCCCGUUCACCGCAUCAGUUCCUCCACUUCCGUUUGGUUGUCAAAUCCGUCCCGUUCACCGUUUACAGCGCGAAGAAGUUCCCUGGCCUGGCCGAGAGUACCACGUUGAGUCGCAUCGUGGCAGAGCAAGGUUGCCGUGUCCGGAUCCGCCGCGAUGUUCGUAUGCGUCGUCGCGAACCGAAACCCAACAAGGACUAUGGUGCCUACGACGACAGGCAUAGGGCCACCCCAGAUCCAUACCCGGGAACUCCUAUCGAACGUCCGCGCUCGACGAGCAACGCCUCCAUCGACGACCCUUACAGAUACCCCACAGCACCACCACAGGUCCAACCGAGUCCCGAGUACGGCUACCAUCAUCCAUCUCAUCAGCAACCCUCUCCUGUCCCUACCGCAGCUCCGCACUUACUUCUAUCCUUUGGCGCCCAUGCACAAUAUCACGUUCCUCCCCCGCCACUACACGCCGCCGCCGCACACCCCGCUGCACCAUCCACUGCCUAUCCUUCUCCCCAUCUUGGUUACGUACAUACCCGACAAAUCUCUGGCGGUUCAGAGUACGACCCCCUCGGGCAAAAGUAUUCCCAGUACCCACCUACCAGCCCUCACUCGGAUGUAUACGACCAAUCGAAGCCUUCUAUGCCCAUGAACCCAUCAAUGGAUCACCCCCCCUACCAGCAAAUGUCCUACGACCAACGCCUCGCAGAUCCAAAACUUUAUAACCCACCAUCUCAACUCCACCACGCUCCUCCUCCUCCUCCUCCUCAACAACAACAACAUCAACAUCAACAUCAACAUCAACCACCCCCAUCCUCAGCAGCAGUAGCACAAACCACCCCGCACCGAACUCCCGCCAAACCAACAAUCCUCCCACCAACCCCAUCCUGCCUCUCCGUCGAAAUCGACCCCGCCGCCGAAGCCGACGACACAAUCUUCAGCGCCACGCGCACCCGCCGCGGCUGGGUCCUGGACGAGAAGCCCGGCCCCGCAAAGCGCACCCGCGACACCUCCGAGCACGACCACCAGCCCCUGCGCAACGGCCAGCGGCCUGUCAUGUCCGGCGACGAAAGGGGCAGCGGCGAACUCAGCGAGACAUCUGGCGGGUCUGACGACGAGGUGAUGAUGUACCGGCGGGCGGAUGGGCGGACGGUGUGGAAGCACCGCGCGUCGGCGAAUUCGAAGGGGAAGGAGGUUAAUAUUCCGCGCGAUUUGGAUUUGGUUCCUAGGCGGGCGGAGGUGUGUCCUCUUCUUGAGUAAAAAAAAAGGGGGGGGGGGGUUGGUAGUUUGCUCUAUUGAGGGAGGGGGUUCUAUGGAUGGGGAAUGAAUA